AUGAAAAGAUUAAAAGCUAAGAAAGAAGAUCAGAAGAAGCUAGAUCCAAAUUUUACUGAUAUUCAAAUUCAAAGAUCACCUGAAAAGAAAAAAAGUAAUCCGAAUACAACUGUUAAUCCAAUCCCAUUGAAGCGAUUAGUCGAAGAUGUAAAUCCAAAUGAAGCUAAGGUAGUCUCAAAUGCCAACCUACCGGCCAAUACAACAUCAUAUUUUAUGCAAAAUUUUUUGAAGGCUAAGAAAGAAGAAACGAAACAAGUAAAAGAGUAUCAACAAAAAAUGAGUUCGAGAGUACAUAGUUUUGCUGGAGCUAACCUUUCAAAAAAAUAUCAAUCAAUCAUUGUCGAAGAACUUGAAGAAUACUCUCGUUUUAACAUUUCAAAGCGUUAUUUACCUAAGGAAGAAGUUAGUAAAUGUCUGCAUAACAUCAAAAUCCUUAGACUAAAUAAAUUAUUCGCUAAAAUACGACCACCUAAAUUCUCCGAACCUGAUUAUGCCAACUGGGCUGUUACUGGAAUCAUAUGCUCCAAGGAAGAUAUAAAACUUACAUCAUCAAAAACGCCAGUAAAAUUUUUUAAAUUUACUAUAACAAAUUUUCAACAUACUUUGGAUAUCUUUAUUUUUGGUGCAGCUGGUGUGGAGAAAUAUUAUAACCUAAGGGUUGGAGAUAUUAUUUUUAUACUAAAUCCUGAAGUUCUACCGUGGAGACCAGAAUUCAAAGGAAAUUCAAUUAAAUCUUUUAAUUUAAGAAUUUCCCAUAAAUUCGAUUGUAUUUUAGAAAUUGCUAGGAGUAAAGAUAUAGCUUGGUGCCAGCAGAUUAACAGAAAAACAGGAGCAAAAUGUAACACGCCCAUAAAUAAGUCAAAACAGGAUGUUUGUGAUUAUCACAAAGAGAUGCAAUUUAGAAGUGCCAAUGCAAAACGUGUGGAACUAAGUGGCACCUAUGCUUUAGGCGCACCAACACAAAUUGAUUCAAGACCAGCGUUAUACAGAAGUAAGAAUACUUCGAACCUGAAGCCGGGAAACAAUUUUAAUAUUGUAGCUGAUAGAAGAUACAUGAAAAAAAAAGAAAAUGAUCCAAUAAAUUCAAAGAGGCAUCAUUUCAGUUCCUCGAAUUCUGCCAAGGCAUUUUUUGAUGAGGAUUUCCAGAACCCUGAUAUGCUUGUCAAUUUGGAGAAUAAGAGGAGGAAAAUAAAGGACGAUAAAAGAGACGUUAUGCUUCAGAGAGCUCUUCGAGAAUCUGUUGGUAAUUCUAAAUUGUUACUGAAAGAUAAAUCGAAUCAAGAAAUCCAGAGUAUGAGAAAUACUACCGAUGCGACUUUACAAAAUGGGUUUAUUCAAAAACUAGGGUUCGACCCUACCGGCGGUCAAAUAAAAGUAGUUCUUGAGAAAUCUGCUGAUAAGAGCACUCAAAGUAAACUUCAAAAACAGAAAAGCAAUGCCAUGGAAAAUUUGGUUACUUUUAAAAAAUCCUCCGUCAAUUUAAAACCUUCUAGGGAGGUAUUAUUGGAGAAAUUGCACCACAGAGAACAAAGUUUUGCGCAAUAUAAGAAAAGUAUCAUUGCUGCAGAAAAUAGAGAUAGAAAAAGUGCAUCUACUAAAAAUGAUACUGAUAGUGAUGAUCUAGAAAUCAUAUAG
Molecule: messenger RNA, 1635 nt
Organism: Tetrapisispora phaffii CBS 4417
Lineage: Eukaryota; Fungi; Ascomycota; Saccharomycetes; Saccharomycetales; Saccharomycetaceae
Gene: MCM10
Product: Mcm10p
Exons: 1
Coding region: 1-1635 (544 amino acids)
Biological process (GO): DNA replication; DNA replication initiation
Cellular component (GO): replication fork protection complex; nucleus
Molecular function (GO): DNA replication origin binding; single-stranded DNA binding
Source: RefSeq, a predicted model, not a curated record